GCUGCGUGGCACUAGGACCCAGGGGGCUCCCGAGAGCGGAUCUUGGGGCCAGAUUGCAAAUUCGCGGUGACUCAGUGUGCUCGGCCCUGGCGCUCGGCGGCCGCGGCGGAGCAGCAGGCGUUGGCGGCCGGGCUGCGGGAGCAGUUGGCCGGCUUUCCGCGUCCGAGACUCCCCCCGGGGCCCCCGAGGCAGCAAACCAAGAUGGAGUAUGAGUGGAAACCCGACGAGCAAGGGCUCCAGCAGAUCCUGCAGCUGCUCAAGGAGUCCCAGUCCCCCGACACCACCAUCCAGAGGACCGUGCAACAAAAACUGGAACAACUCAAUCAAUACCCAGAUUUUAACAACUACCUGAUCUUUGUUCUGACAAAAUUAAAAUCUGAAGAUGAACCCACGAGAUCAUUGAGUGGUCUCAUCUUAAAGAAUAACGUGAAAGCGCAUUUUCAGAACUUUCCAAAUGGUGUAACCGACUUUAUUAAAAGUGAAUGUUUAAAUAACAUCGGUGACUCCUCUCCUCUGAUCAGAGCCACUGUAGGUAUUCUGAUUACAACCAUAGCCUCCAAGGGAGAAUUACAGAACUGGCCUGAUCUCUUACCAAAGCUUUGUAGCCUCUUGGAUUCUGAAGAUUACAACACCUGUGAGGGAGCGUUCGGUGCCCUUCAGAAGAUAUGUGAAGAUUCGGCCGAGAUUUUAGAUAGUGAUGUUCUAGAUCGUCCUCUCAACAUCAUGAUUCCUAAAUUUUUACAGUUCUUCAAGCAUAGCAGCCCCAAAAUAAGGUCUCAUGCUGUUGCGUGUGUGAAUCAGUUUAUCAUCAGUCGGACCCAAGCUCUCAUGCUGCACAUUGAUGCAUUCAUUGAGAAUCUCUUCGCCUUGGCUGGUGAUGAAGAGCCAGAGGUACGGAAAAAUGUGUGCCGGGCACUUGUGAUGUUGCUGGAAGUGCGAAUGGAUCGCCUGCUCCCUCACAUGCACAACAUAGUUGAGUACAUGCUGCAGCGGACCCAAGAUCAAGAUGAAAACGUGGCGUUAGAAGCCUGUGAAUUUUGGCUCACUCUGGCUGAGCAGCCCAUAUGCAAGGAUGUGCUUGUGAGGCAUCUCCCUAAGUUGAUUCCUGUGUUAGUGAAUGGCAUGAAGUACUCAGAUAUUGACAUUAUCCUUCUUAAGGGUGAUGUUGAAGAAGAUGAAACAAUUCCUGACAGUGAGCAGGACAUUAGGCCACGCUUCCAUCGGUCCAGGACGGUGGCUCAGCAGCACGAGGAGGAUGGGAUUGAGGAGGACGACGAUGAGGACGAUGAAAUUGAUGACGACGACACUAUUUCUGACUGGAAUCUAAGAAAGUGCUCUGCCGCCGCCCUGGAUGUUCUGGCAAACGUGUAUCGCGAUGAGCUGCUGCCACACAUCCUGCCCCUUUUGAAAGAAUUACUCUUUCAUCAUGAAUGGGUUGUUAAAGAAUCAGGCAUCUUGGUUUUAGGAGCAAUUGCUGAAGGCUGUAUGCAAGGCAUGAUUCCGUAUCUCCCUGAGCUCAUUCCUCACCUUAUCCAGUGCCUCUCUGAUAAAAAGGCUCUCGUGCGGUCCAUAACGUGCUGGACUCUUAGCCGCUAUGCACACUGGGUAGUCAGCCAGCCACCCGACACAUACCUGAAGCCAUUAAUGACAGAAUUGCUAAAGCGCAUCCUGGAUAGCAACAAGAGAGUACAGGAAGCCGCCUGCAGUGCCUUUGCUACCCUGGAAGAGGAGGCUUGUACAGAGCUUGUUCCUUACCUUGCUUAUAUACUUGAUACUCUGGUCUUCGCAUUUAGUAAAUACCAGCAUAAGAACCUGCUCAUUCUUUAUGAUGCCAUAGGAACGUUAGCCGACUCCGUAGGACAUCAUUUAAACAAACCAGAGUAUAUUCAGAUGUUAAUGCCGCCUCUGAUUCAGAAAUGGAAUAUGCUAAAGGACGAAGAUAAAGAUCUCUUCCCUUUACUUGAGUGUCUGUCUUCAGUUGCCACGGCCCUGCAGUCUGGCUUCCUCCCGUACUGCGAACCCGUCUACCAGCGUUGUGUGAACCUGGUACAGAAGACUCUUGCACAAGCCAUGCUGAACAAUGCUCAGCCAGAUCAAUACGAGGCUCCAGAUAAAGACUUUAUGAUAGUGGCUCUUGACCUCCUCAGUGGCCUGGCUGAAGGGCUGGGAGGCAACAUUGAGCAGCUGGUAGCCCGGAGCAACAUCCUAACACUAAUGUAUCAGUGCAUGCAGGAUAAAAUGCCAGAAGUUCGACAGAGUUCCUUUGCCCUGUUGGGUGACCUGACAAAAGCCUGCUUUCAACAUGUUAAACCUUGUAUAGCUGAUUUCAUGCCAAUACUUGGAACCAACCUAAAUCCAGAGUUCAUUUCAGUUUGCAACAAUGCCACCUGGGCUAUUGGAGAAAUCUCCAUUCAAAUGGGUAUAGAGAUGCAGCCUUACAUCCCCAUGGUGUUGCGCCAGCUUGUAGAAAUCAUUAACAGACCCAACACACCAAAGACGUUGUUAGAGAACACAGCAAUAACAAUUGGUCGUCUUGGUUACGUUUGUCCUCAAGAGGUGGCCCCCAUGCUACAGCAGUUUAUAAGACCCUGGUGCACCUCUCUGAGAAACAUAAGAGACAAUGAGGAGAAGGACUCAGCCUUCCGUGGGAUCUGUACCAUGAUCAGUGUGAACCCCAGCGGCGUCAUCCAAGAUUUUAUAUUUUUUUGUGAUGCUGUUGCAUCAUGGAUUAACCCAAAAGAUGACCUCAGAGACAUGUUCUGUAAGAUCCUUCAUGGAUUUAAAAAUCAAGUUGGGGAUGAAAAUUGGAGGCGUUUCUCUGACCAGUUUCCUCUUCCCCUAAAAGACCGUCUGGCGGCGUUUUAUGGUGUUUAAUUGAAUACACUGCAGCUGCAAUCCCAAAACUAGGGGUCCUUCGGUCUUGGAGACUCUGAGGGAGCCUCUGCACCCAGGGAAAAUGUUACCCUUUACGGGGGGAAGGGUAAACCAGUAGGGGACACAGUACAAUCCCCACCCUACUGGGAGGGGCGGGAGGGAGGUGUUGCCGUCACUGUAUUAAGUCGAUGUUGGGAAACGUUUUAACAUCUGGAGCCUUUGUGGGUGGAAAUCUGUCUCCAAUUACAACUCUGCACUGGAUGCGAAGAAGCAAAAACAAAUCUAUUCAGUCUACUCACAAAACAGUACAUUCUGGAAAAUGAUGGGGAAUUGUACCAAACAAGAACCAUAUAAAUGACGCAUAGGGAUAAGAAAGAGGAAAAAUUUUAUAGCGCACAAUAAAGGAAACCUAAGAACGGGGGUUACAAACAGUAAAGGAGCUUUUUCUUUUAAGUUGAAGGUUUUUAUAUAAAUUUUCCCACGUGGUGGGGCCUCAUUUUGCAUGCUGAUACAGAACUACACAGACGAAGCUAAUAGUGUUAGAAUCGGCUUGCCUUCCCGCAGUAGAUACCGGUUCUUGGAAGUUACAAUUUAAGGUACCCCAGAAAGAAAAAAAAAAAGGUUGGAAAUAAAGCAAAAGAAAUUUAAACAGUGAAACACCCUGAGAAAUGCCAAAUGAGUCACUCCUUUUAACUUUGUGGGGUGGGCAGGGAGAGAGGGGGAAUAAGUGGGGUUGGGCGUACCAGCCUCAAAUCUGUCAUCUUACUUUUGCAUUAAAACAUUAAUGUAGUGGAUAUAAUUUGAUGGUUGUACUUGAUUAGAUUUAAUUUCUAGGCCAAGACUUUAAAGUGCAGUUUAAGGUUCAGGCAUGCCUUCUGGCUCAUAGUGCUUGAAAGUAACGAAAACUAGUGGGGAGUAGCAUGCUUGCAUCCGUGACACUGGUAUUCAUUUACCUAUGUUGCGCCAGUUUGUGCUACAGUUUACCAAUUCAAGUUAGCCCUGCAUUUAAAAUUCCUUCAUAAGAUUUGUGGGUUUUAUUUUUAUUAAGAUUAUAGAUAUAUAAAGUACUGUAGUUUACAGCUAGGCCUUGAAAUACCUUUUUUAGGAUCUGUUAGGAAUAAGAUUGAUAUUGUAUCGUGUGUAACCUGCACAAUGUGGAAAGCUGAUAUACUGUGCAAAAUCUUGCCUAUGUACUGUCAGUGUGAUGUGCUUUCUGCAUGGUUAUAUGCUACUAGUGAUUUUAUCAAAAAUUCUCAAAUUCAAAUCACAUGGUCAAAGAUCUGUAAGAGGCUGCAUAAAUGUUAGUUGGCACAUAAGAAAGACAAUUUGUAGAAGUUGAAAAAAAACCUGAUUGCUAUGUUUCAAUGUUUAUUCCCAUUCAACAUUGCCUUCUAAGCUUUCUUUUUGGUUGUUGUUUUCUUUUUUGUUUGUUUGGUCAAAGCAUGAUCUUGAAGAUGUGUUUCGGUUCAUGGAUGUAAUGCAGGGUUCCUACACUGUAUUGGCGCAUGUUGGCGGCCCUCUGUGCCCUAGGCAUAAGCACACGGGGUGCAAGUUCAAAGCUACAGAGUGCCAGUCGCUUUGGAGCCUCUUCAUUUCAUUUGUUUAGCUUUUCUGUUAUUUUUCUCUACUUACAUGUAUUCCUGUGAAUAAAUCCUUGUUAAGUUAACCCUUUA
Molecule: messenger RNA, 4547 nt
Organism: Ochotona princeps (American pika)
Lineage: Eukaryota; Metazoa; Chordata; Mammalia; Lagomorpha; Ochotonidae
Gene: TNPO1
Product: transportin 1
Exons: 25
Coding region: 202-2874 (890 amino acids)
Biological process (GO): protein import into nucleus
Cellular component (GO): nucleus; cytoplasm
Molecular function (GO): nuclear import signal receptor activity; small GTPase binding
Source: RefSeq, a predicted model, not a curated record